Messenger RNA from Nicotiana tabacum (common tobacco), 652 nucleotides. Lineage: Eukaryota; Viridiplantae; Streptophyta; Magnoliopsida; Solanales; Solanaceae. The record is from RefSeq and is a predicted model, not a curated record.
AUGAAGAGAAAGAAAAGUGAGGUUCAUGAAAAUUACAGUGACAAGGAGAAUGUUGGAUCAAAAAAAGCAACACGUAGGAUUGGUCGGCAACAUCUGAAUGCAGCAGGGGAAUGUAGAAAUGUUUCAGCUGGGGAAAAUGAUGGGAUUUUGCCCGAACAGGCUGCUAAAGUAUCCAGCCAAAUACUCCCCAGAAGGGUGACUUGUUCCCCUGUAACAAAAGGAGAUGCUGCAGCAGGGAUUGGGAGUCAACAACUUGAUUCCCAUAAGAAGAUUAAGCUACAGCUUUUUCCAAUAAAUAAAAGUACCCGACAGAGAUUGGAGAAGGAUGGCUGCAAUCCAUUCCAGGAACUUACUUUAAGUACUCACAAGAAGAUAUCAUCAGUGAUUAAGCACCUUAAUACAAAGUGGAAUUCUUCGAGCGUGGGGUUGGCGGAGCUCUUUCUAUUCCCCUAUAAUAUUAAUACAGAAAACUUGGCAUCAGAGAAGCGAUGGAGCUCAAAAGAUACCAACGUUUCUGCAGGACAAGUGUAUGCAGCAAUAGAAAGUCCUGCCAUUUUCCGCUUAAGGUAUGGCUGGUUUUCUGAUGUUAAGCUCAAGGCCUCUGAGGUACCUGAUAUCUCCCCUCCCUCUGGCACUCAUUCACAAUCAAGGG